Mesorhabditis spiculigera is the source of this 3015-nucleotide messenger RNA. NCBI's taxonomy places the organism in Eukaryota, Metazoa, Nematoda, Chromadorea, Rhabditida, Rhabditidae. The record is from the annotation of a GenBank genome assembly.
AUGCCCCUCCCCGGCUCCGUCGAGUUGAAGCGCCCGGAUCUGAAGGGUGAAUUCACGUGCGGUGCGUGCCGCAAGAGCUUCUGCCACAUCUCCAGCCUCAACCGCCACCGCGUCAACUUCCACUCUUCGAACCGUCACUGUCGCCUCUGCGAUGCCCCGAUUCCCGUCGACGAACACUUGCGCUCCCACAUGUCACAACGGCACCAAAUUGAGCAGGUCUUCACGUGCAGCUGCUGCAAUUGGGCAUUCCCCGACAAGAAGCAGCUGAAUAUGCACAUCUAUUCGAUGUCCAAGACCGGCCAGCCGGGCCCCGCCAACGUCAUUGCGACUGUGGAUUUGGAGCCGGGAACCUUCGCUGUCGAACGUCCGCCUAGUCGACGCGCCUCCGAACCGGCGCCCAAAAGUCGGCAGCAAGCCGCGCGGAAAGUCGAGGCCCCAGCUGCCGAAGCUACCAAAAAUCCAGUCCCAGCUUUGGCCGACGCCGUGCAGAAUAUCAUCGUUCAGAUGGUGGCCACACAGCUGCGGUUGAGGGCCAACGAUGAGGCGCCGGCCGCCUGGUUCGACGCUUUUCUCGCCAACAAUCCGGCGCUGGCCGCACUCGCCACGGAUGCCACUAUCAUGGCGCUCGCCCGCCCGGAGAGCCAGGCGACCGACACUUCCGACAGCGGUGAUGACCAAUCAACCGCGGCGCCGAGUCCUUCUACCAGCCAGUUCUCCACUCAAGAGUUUUCCGACGCUCCGCUAUCGAUUGAGCUGCCAUCCCCAUCAUCGCAAGCCUCUACCUCCGCAUCGUCGGCCAUUUCUGAAGCGGAAUCAACCGGGUCCACGGCCAGCGGAACGAAGCGGAAGCGAACCCUCGAUGACAUAGCCUCAUCUUUGGCCAAGAAAAAGAACGCUUCCUAUCGCGUUACGCUCUGCCAGCGAAUGUUGCCCCGCUGGGAACAACCGAGGCAGAAGAGCCCGACAAAGAACGAACGACUGUGGCCAGCGAAUUAUGGACAGGAUAAGCUGAUGGCCUGGGAGCAGCCGAUGCAAAAAAGCCCGACAAAGAACGAACGAUUGUGGCCGGCGAAUUAUGGCACGAUGCUAGCGCUCGGAUCAACCUCGCUGGACGGACUGAUGGUCUGCCUCACCGACUACAGCCACGACAAGACCGAAGACCGCCCUCUCCUCGCCAACCUGCCGCGCCUGCAGGUCGUCAGGGCGCACGAGCUCGUCGGCGUGGAUACGGUUGGCCGCUUCUACUUGACGGCCGAGUGGACGGUGGAAGAGAGCGGCAUCCUCAACGCAAAGUACCCAAAGGAAUUCGGCCAACCUCUGGCGACCAAAUGCAUCAACGGACAGCGCGUGCCAUCGCUGCGCUCCCGCAUCACGUUUGCCCGGAAAGCCGACCUUCUUGGGCAUGACGUGGCCGACCCGCAGAACUGCUGGUCCCCGGAUGUCGGCCGUGUCCAGGCCCAACCCGGCAGCUACACGCCCUUCGUCGCCUACGAUUGCACCCUCAUUUGCGAAUACGCGAUGCCGCGGCCGCCCUUCACGAAGUCGGCGCCAAAUUCGGGGUUCACAUGGAAGGCCGUCGACAUCGCACUAGCCGCUGAUCAGCAACGAGCGGCCGUCGAUUUUAUGAAGUACGAGUUCACGCCGCCGUCACCUUUGGAAUUUCGACUGCUCGCUAACGAGCGCUGGAAUGAGGCGCGAAAGAAGGACAGACCCGCAUUCUUUCGGCGACUUAUGUGCAAGGGAAGAUCAAUUUUGGAGGUCAUCUACAAAGCUCGAUACGUCAACGACUUUGAUUUGCGCUGUUAUGCUGUGGGCGAAGGUAUGGAUUUCGGGGUGAUGAUCGACGUCAAUGCGGUAUUCGAUGGCGAGCAGGCGUUCCCCGUCGAAAACCCGAACCCGUACGCCCUGCUCGUCGGCUGCAUCUACGACAACUCGGAGCUGGGCGAGACUAAAGUGUCGAUUCUUCCCGAGUUCCGGAGCCGUUAUCUGAAGGCGCGACGCCUCGACCCGAUCAAGCCGGGCGAACACCGCAUUUUAAUUUCGGAGCAGGUGCGCGUGGUGUACGAUGAUGACGACGAGGGAGAGCCCCUGGAAUAUCUGGACCAAUCGAUGGAUGAGGAGGACAAAUACGAUCGAUGCGUCUGGAUCAAGCAAUCUUUUCUCGACCGGGAAAUGGUAGUCCUCGAAUGGAUCCUGACGCGAAAGGCUGACGGCAUCCUGGAAAUCUGGCAAAAUUCGGCUUCCCUGGUUAAAUCCGAGCUGAAUGAUGAGAAGAAGCGCCGCCACGAUUCUGGCUUCUACGCGCACCAGGAGCGGAUGUGCUAUCAGCCGAUAGACGAUCAGAAGCUCUCGAUCAAGGGGCUUAUCGUGGCCAAGAAGCAGGAUGAAGCCAUCGUAUGGCCAUGUAUGCCGAAGGGAGGAUGGCCCGGAGCAGCACUCAUCAAUAGACAAUUCCUCCCAGACGGCGCCGUCGUUGGUGAUGAGGUCUCGUUCUUCGCCGUCCGGACGAAGCGCAUCGGCCGCUCCGAUCCACUCGACAUUGGACUCGUGGCUGUUUGCGAAAAGCUGAUCGGCUGGCAGCCGCGUCGCAACCUCGACCCCACCUGGCGUCUCAGCCAACGCCUGGCCACCGGCGAGAUUACGCGCACCUUCCGCUUCUGCAUUCGCAAUAAUGAGCCGAAUUUCUGGGACCCGCAGCCGCAGCUCAACCUCCACGGCGAAAAGGACCUGCUGAUCGUGGAAAGCGCGUACGGCUACCGGGUGCUGGUGUGCAACGAAAAAGAAAAGACGCUCAUCAUCGACAUCAAGAACUUUGUCAAGCGGCACGCGUUCGGGAUCUUGGAGGAAGAGAUCCGCCUGCCGUGUAUCUUGCAGCCGUCGCCGAUCCAUGGCGGACGCAUGCCCACCCCGCUACGCCUCGAUACAGGAUACGGCACCGUCGAGCUGCUCUCCAAGCUGACGACGAGGUUGUCCGAUGAUCUCGAGACGAUGAAGCAGCACCAAAGCGACAUCAGC